AUGGACGACCCGCGGCACAUUCAAACUUCCACCGGUAGCUCCAGGUCCGUGCUGUCGGCCAGUUCCGCGGUGGCUAUGGAGAUUAAACGGAAGAAAAUACGACAAAGUGCCAUAUUCCUGCAAACAGAGAACACUAACAUACAAGAAAAGCUUGAGUUUGAGAUGCGAAUGCGGGAGGGUGCCUACAAGCUGCUGCUCGCCUGCAGUAAGAGGGAACAGGUUCUUAACGCCUCCAAGAACCUGCUGACCUGCAACGCCAGGAUAAAGGCUUAUCUCACACAGCUGCAGAAGAAGAAAGAGCAGCAGGACAUGAUGGGAGCAGUCGGGAGACUUUCAGAAUCAGUUUCAGAUGACCGUGUGCCCUGUAAUGGGACAAUUGCAAUGUCCGGGCUGCGCAUUCCUUUGAUGUGGAGAGAUUCAGACCACUUUAACAACAGGGGGAGCUCUCGUCGCGUGGCGGUGUUCUGCCUGAUGCAGAUUGGCUCAGAGGUGUUUGACACACAGAUGGUGGUGGUGGACAGAUUAGUCACUGACAUCUGCUUUGAGGGAGUCACCAUCUUUAAAGAAGCAGUUCCUCAGUUUGAGCUGAAGGUGGAGCUGUGGAGCUGUGCCCUGGAGGAAGAGCUCACGUUGGUAAACACGCCAAAGAAACUGGCCAAGAAGCUCCGUAACUCCUUUGGAAAGACUGCUGGGAAGAAGCUCUGCCCUCUGGUGGACUCUCCAGACCCUGACACCUUUCUGCAGUACAACCCCGUACCCGCUGGAGCCAGGUACAGCCUGCUGGCCUACACAACACUGUGUCUGCCUGAGGCUGAAGGAAGCUUUCAGUCUCACUCCCUCAUUGUCCUCCAAGACGCUGAGUGGUCAUCUUGGCUUCCACUUUAUGGCAACCUCUGCUGCCGGUUGGUGGCCCAGCCUUCCUGCAUGACGCAGAGCAUGAUGACCGGCUACCUGAGCCAGAAGAAAAGUGUGGAAGGGAUGUACCGCUGCUGCAGUCUUUACUGCGUGCUGAGUGCUGGCUUUUUAUCCUGUUACUUCACCCCAGAAGAAAUUGAUGCUAAAGUGCAGCCCACUCUCAACAUAGCCAUCAACAAGGACACCCGGAUCCGUGUGAUGGAGAAGGAGUCAGGAGGUCAGAAAUCCAGGAGUCUGUCCAUCAUCAACCCAUCACCAGAGGGAUCCCAGACCAUCACCUUCACCACAGAAACCAGGGAUGAGCUGGAGGACUGGCUUGAUGCCCUCCACCAGCACCUCUUUGAUCAGAGCCAGUGGCUGCACUGCUGCAACCAGCUAAUGAAGAUCGAGGUCGCGUCACCACAGAAACCAUCACUCUUCCUCACCAAGCAGGCUGACUCUGUUUACAAUGACCUCAGCAUAAAUUCACCUGGCAAGUUUGAGAGCAUCACAGACAUCAUCCACAACAAGAUAGAGGAGACGGAUGGCCGCUUUCUUAUUGGUCAUGAAGAGGAGAAGGAAGCAGCUAAUUGGUCCUCUCUGUUUGAUGGGUCCCAUUCAAUGGUGGUGCAGAAGACCAUUCUGUCCCAGAGCAAAACCUCCACCCCUUGUUCAAGCCCCAACCCCAACACCAGUUCCACAUCCAUCAGCACCAAGAAGCGCCGUGCCCCACCCCCUCCUCCUGACAGGGAGCCUUAUGCUCCUCCCACCUGUCCUGCCAGACCCCCCCUCCCUGCUUCUCUUCAUCCUCCUCCUCCUCCUCCUCCUCCACCAUACCAGGAGAAGGAGAACGCCGGCUCCUACACUUCACGCCCGGCUGCAAGGUCCAAAACCGGCAGACCAUCUCUGGAUGCCAAGUUCUCUGCCAUCAUACAGCAGCUCCAGCGGAACAACACUGCAGGAGCCGGAGCCCACAGCCGCAAAAACGCCCCGCUGGGCGUCCUCGACGUACAACCACAAAGUCAGCCUCAGCCCCCUCCCCAGCAGCCAGACUACCAGAGCCACUACACCCAGGACAGCGAAUCCACAGGUGAACAUGGCUUCUUCAGACCGAGUCAUGGCCCUGGUCCUGUUCCAGCACCGAGGAGCAAGCUGAGGAAGUCUUUCAGAGAGAGGAUGAACCUUUAAGCCUUGUGACCUCGACCUUUGACCAUACUAGGCUUAACCAACUAACUCUACCUUUCCACUAAUACAAAUAACGGUUCGAACUUCAGCUGAGCUGGUUGAUGUUGAUAAAAUCAAUAUAUUUACCUGUACCUGAGUAGUGAUAGUAAUGAUAUUGGUAUUACAGUUGGUGUGGUCUUUAGAUGAUAAAAGGAAAGGUCAAUACCACACUCAUAUCUGUAUGCUAGAUAUGAAGCUGUCCAAAAGGUAACAAUGUCCACCUGUCAGCACCUCUAAAGCUCACUAAUUAACACAUUAUAUCUCAGGACAAGACUCCAAGAAGUCACUUUUCCCAGCCAAGAACGCGUUAAUUAGUGAGCUUCAGCUGUUCCUGGUAGACAGAUUUUGUUACCUUGGGACUGAGCCAGGCUAGCUGUUUCUUCCUGCUCUCCGUCUUUAUGCAAAGCUAAGACAACCAUCUCCCCACUCUGGCUCCAUUUGAGCUGAUCGAUAAAAGAGGAGUAUCGAUUGUCUCAUCAUUAUUCCUAAAAUGUCAAACCCAGCGAUGGGUGGGUGGCGUGGUCUCUUAAAACAACAACAACAAAAAAAAAAAGAGGUCCUCACAAUGUCCAUCGUGACAACCCAAAUCCCAACUGACACCUCAGAUCACAGUAUCAAUGUUGAUACGUCUCCAGCUCCACUCUCCUUUUAUAAACUUUUUCAUGUGCAGCUAACUCAUAGAUGGAACUGAAAGCUGCAUGUUGGCUUGAGCACUGCCAUCAUCAAUCCCACUAAAAUGGAAAGGCUUAUUUCUCAGCUCUGCCACUGGAACAUGGACUGAAGAAAGAGCCUUUGCAAAAGCACUCAAAUUGGAAUUGAUCCAUUGGCCGACUGCAGACGAGUCAUUCUCUUUGGAAUUAUUGACUUAUUCCACUUACUGUGACAAUUUUAUGACCACUAUAGCAGAUUUUAAGGGAACAGGAUUUUAGGAGCAAUUGCAAGCACUAAUGUGACUUCUCCAUUUCCCAGAGGUCUUAAUAAUGGAGUGACCUUGGUUUUCAGUGGCUACACAGUAUGUCCAACAUAAUUUGACACUGCAGCCCAUAAACGUUAUAAGCAUAAUUGAAUGAAUGAGCCUUUUGAGUGGCUAAAAUAAUGAAUGCCCUUGUUUUUGUGUUUUGAACAUAUCUAAUACUACCGGCCACUAAAUAUUUCAACCACUUAAAAAUCCUGUGUUGAAGAAUGGUUUUCAUAAUUACACAGAGUGCACACAACAUUAGGUUUAGCUACUUUUUCUGAAAUUGCCUGGCCAGAUGAAGCAGUACGGUGAAAGCUACAAUCCCAUUUGUUUUACCUCACCCUCUAAAUUCUGUUUAAUCAAGAGGGGGAGAUGUAGAUUUGGGGGGAGGCGGAUUACAGGAGGAUUUGGUUUAAGCCUUGAAAGAACCGAGAAUGGUUUGUACAAAAGGGGGUGCUGCUCAAUAUUAGCAGCAAAAUGUUUUCUGUGCUGUGUGUAUUUCCAAUACUUGAGUCACUUUGAUAUUGUACUGCAUGUACCUGAAAAACAAGGGAAGCUUGUAGUUUUGAACCUCCUGGCAUUAGUUUUACUAAUGCUGUAUGAUUAUAUGCACUUCCUGUAUCCCCAACCAUUUUCAGUUGGACUAAACAUGCUUGAGGGAAAGAGCAUUAAAUGACAUUUCAACAUUACUGACAGUUCUUGUGAAAGCUAACAUUUCUGUGAGGCGUCUCAGUUAACUGUAACCCUCAUGAAAGUUUUACAGUAAAAUGUUUCCCCUGUGGAUAUUAAGCUUGAGAGAGAGAGCGCGUGUGAUCCAAAUGUAAAUAACUGCUUCAUGACUAAACACCGACUGAACAUUCUCACUUUGAACAAUGCCAAACUAAUGAGCCAAAUUUCUAAUCAUUUACAAUGUUUUAAAAAUAUCUUUUAUAUUUGUCUUUUCAUUUGUUAAUGACACACCGCAGCAAUAAUUUGUAGUCAUUAAAAUGUUGUGUAACUCCCUUCUUUAGUAGAAUACUGUCUUGUCAUCUCAAUGUUCCUUUUAGCAUGUGAAUUAUUUAGACUUUAAGUGGCACUGUGUAAUGUAAUGUAAUGUAAGUAGGAAUAGUAAGUAGGAAUAUAUUAAUCUGUGUGUACAAAAAUAUUGUAGUUAUUUUUGUGUCUCAAAAAGUGCAAUUUUCUCCUUUUUCUGCUCACUGUUGUCUUGAAAGCUAACUGUAUUUUUUAUUAUUGCUG
Messenger RNA from Chelmon rostratus (copperband butterflyfish), 4312 nucleotides. RefSeq names its product rhotekin 2a (gene rtkn2a). The transcript has 12 exons. Bases 1 to 2082 code for a protein of 693 amino acids. Lineage: Eukaryota; Metazoa; Chordata; Actinopteri; Chaetodontiformes; Chaetodontidae. The record is from RefSeq and is a predicted model, not a curated record. Gene Ontology annotation, biological process: hemopoiesis; positive regulation of cell population proliferation; signal transduction.